Messenger RNA from Bactrocera tryoni, 596 nucleotides. It is a transcript of the gene RpL10, whose product is annotated as 60S ribosomal protein L10. Lineage: Eukaryota; Metazoa; Arthropoda; Insecta; Diptera; Tephritidae. The coding region runs from base 86 to 589 and encodes 167 amino acids. Gene Ontology annotation, cellular component: ribosome; cytosolic large ribosomal subunit. The transcript has 5 exons. Gene Ontology annotation, molecular function: structural constituent of ribosome. Gene Ontology annotation, biological process: translation; ribosomal large subunit assembly. The record is from RefSeq and is a predicted model, not a curated record.
AUUGGAAAUAUGUCAAGUAGUUCAUAGCUAACUUCCUUUUCCGUUGGAUUCUUCUAGCAGAAGUGGACGUGUCUAAAGUUUUAAGAUGGGUCGCCGACCAGCAAGAUGUUAUCGCUACUGCAAAAAUAAGCCGUACCCAAAGUCCAGAUUUUGUCGAGGUGUGCCAGACCCAAAAAUUCGUAUAUUCGAUUUGGGCAGAAAAAAGGCUUCAGUUGAGGAUUUUCCUUUGUGUGUUCAUUUAGUAUCAGAUGAAUAUGAGCAACUUAGUAGUGAGGCGUUGGAGGCUGGUCGCAUUUGCUGCAACAAGUAUUUAGUAAAAUACUGCGGUAAAGAUCAAUUCCACAUACGUAUGCGUCUACAUCCAUUCCACGUGAUUCGAAUUAAUAAAAUGUUGUCAUGUGCUGGAGCGGAUAGGCUUCAGACUGGAAUGCGUGGAGCGUUUGGUAAACCACAGGGAACAGUCGCUCGUGUUCACAUCGGCCAGCCAAUAAUGUCGGUUCGCUCCAGUGAUCGUUAUAAGGCUCAAGUUGUUGAGGCCCUACGUCGUGCCAAGUUUAAGUUUCCAGGACGUCAAAAGGUUUACGUAUAAAACGAUC